Humulus lupulus (European hop) is the source of this 999-nucleotide messenger RNA. RefSeq lists its product as uncharacterized. NCBI's taxonomy places the organism in Eukaryota, Viridiplantae, Streptophyta, Magnoliopsida, Rosales, Cannabaceae. The record is from RefSeq and is a predicted model, not a curated record. Bases 1 to 999 code for a protein of 332 amino acids. The transcript has a single exon.
AUGGUUCAGAAUUGCGUUCAGUUUGGGGGGCUACCUAAUGAUGAUCUGAACCUCCAUAUUACCAACUUUUUGGAGUUAUGUGAUACUUUCAAAAUGAAUGGAGUAAGUAAUGAUGCAAUCCGUUUGAUGCUAUUUCUGUUUUCGUUGAGAGACAGAGCUAAAAGUUGGUUGAUUUCACUACAAGUCAAUUCCAUUGUGACAUGGGAAGACCUUGCUCAAAAAUUUCUGGCUAAGUAUUUUCCUCCCGCUAAAUCAGCACGGAUUAGAGGUGAAAUAAAUAAUUUCUGUCAAUUUGAAGGGGAAUCGUUAUAUGACGCUUGGGAAAGGUUUAAAGAGCUACUUCGAAAAUGUCCACAUCAUGGUAUAGUGAAAUGGAUGUUGGUGCACACUUUCUAUAAUGGACUGAGGGGAAACACAAGGACUAUAAUAGAUGCAGCAGUAGGUGAAGCAUUUAUGAGCAAAAGCACUAACGAAUCUUAUGAGCUUUUAGAGGAGAUGGCCAUGAAUAAUUAUAAUUGGCCAACUAAGCGAGAAAAUAAGAAGGUGCCAGGAGUUCUAGCAGUUGAUCCUAUUGCUAUGCUCACUGCUCAAAUUGCUUUGCUAACUAAACAAAUGCAACAACAAAACAACAUUUCAGCUCAAGCGAUGCAGCUACAACCCGCUCCUAUCAGUUGUGAGACAUGUGGAGGCUCUCAUCACUUUCAGCAAUGUCCAGCGACGAGUUCUUAUUUGGUAGAUGAUAUUCCACUUGAAAAUUUUCAAGCCAUUGGUAAUUUCCCAAAGCAACCGAAUAAUAACCCAUACCCUAACACUUAUACUCCAGCAUAUAAGAACCAUCCAAAUUUUUCAUGGAGUAAUAAUCAAGGGCACCAACCACAAUAUCAUCCAAAUCCACCUCAAUAUCCUCCAAAUAGACCAUCUUAUGGGCUAAAUCCAAGACCUUUUAUGAUACUCAAAGGCCACAAAUGCCGCAACAUCAACAACCACCGCCUCAAUUGA